Poecilia reticulata (guppy) is the source of this 2441-nucleotide messenger RNA. RefSeq lists its product as uncharacterized. Lineage: Eukaryota; Metazoa; Chordata; Actinopteri; Cyprinodontiformes; Poeciliidae. The record is from RefSeq and is a predicted model, not a curated record.
UAAAGAUGCGCACGAUCCAUGCUUCCAAAAUGGCUUGCCUGAUCUAUAUCGUCAUCUUCAUAAGUUUUUGCAGUUUUGUCUCAGGAUUCACUGAUGUCAAAGAAGUCUUGCAAAAGGGCAAGAGUAGCAGAAAAACCUGCGAAGGAGCAAAAUCUGAGAACCCUGGGAUGCAUUGCUGCGCUGGGAAGCCUUACAAUCCAAAAACAGAGACUUGCUGCAGAGAUAAAGGAGAGAAAAAAACAGUCAAAAUGAGUGAGAAGGUGUCAAAAUGCUGCGGACUCAAAGCUUACAACCCGCUCAACGAGAUGUGCUGUGACUUUACUGUCCAACCUAAACCUUUUCCCAUGGCGGAGUGCUGUGGCAAAGCGGCAUUCAACAGCAAAACUCAGCUGUGUUGUGGUGAAAACAGGAAGAUCUUGGACAGAAUUUCUCCGGACCAUCGGUGCUGUUAUGAGAAUCAGUUCAACAUCAAGACUGAGUGCUGCUGCAGCGGUCAAAUUCAACCCAAAGUGUCAGGCUGCUGUGGUAAGAACAGCACCACCAGGACAGGAAUGAAUCCCCCUGCCAGUCUUGUUCAUGAGCACCAGAGGUCACAUUUUUGUGGGUCAGAGUCUUACGAUCCAAAGACCGAACGCUGCUGCCAGAGGAAACACGGAGACAUAAACGCGCGGUGCAUCUCAGGUGCAAAACCUUCAACUACUGUUUACGACCCAAAGAUAGACAUCUGCUGUGAUGGCUGUCUGACAAAGCUGCAGCCAUGGAUGGAUCAGUGUUGUGGAGACUCGCCAUACGGUUUAGCGCAGAGAGGAGUCCUCUGCUGUGAAAACCGCCUGUACCAUAACAGAGAGGAUGGAGAGGAGUGUUCGGAGAGCGGAGUGCCUUACAAGCCCUUUGCGGAGACAGUGUGUGCUCACAAGCGGCACAACUCACCUGGAGGUCACUGCUGCGGGGAGGAACUCUACCAGCCCAACAAAACUGUUUGCUGCAAAGGACAAAGAUACGAUCGAGGAAAGCACAUUCGCUGCUGCGGCGUUCAUGCCUUCAACAUUUCGGACCCUCUAAAGAAGUGCUGCGAAGGAACUCUGCACAACUUGACUGGGGAAGAAAACAACCUGAGGUGCUGUGGAUCCGAGCUGCUGAACGCAACGAACCAGGACGUUUGCUGCACCAGUGAGGAACAGUCCUUGUUCUACCCAGCAAAGGAUGGAUUUCAGUGCUGCGGUCACCACUACUACGACUCCGCUCUGUGGUCAUGCUGCGCGGGGAAGCUCAGUCCAGUACACCAUCAGACCACCCAUACGAGACGCAACGCGAAAGAGUCCAAACUUCAACUGGUGAACAAUCUGAACAAAACACAACUUUGCAAUGAAGUGUUCAUCGGGGUUGUGGAGAGCGUGUCCCGGAGCAGCACCGUGUUCAGCAACGUGCUGAAAAUCACGGGGAAGGAGGCCACAGUGGAACCAGAUGUCUUCGUACUGGAAACACCGGAUCAGUGCAAGUUCUUCAAACUGACUGCCGGAAAGACCUACUUCUUCAACCGCGCCGACGUCUUCGCCGAUUUCAACCACGAGUCCGUCCUGCAGUCGCUGCAUUUCAUUCUGUCCAAAUGUUUUCAGUAGGUCACCACUGGCUGGUCCGGUCCUACGCAUUUACCCAACACCUUGUAGUUCUGACUUUUACUUUAAGCUCAUAUUGCCAUGUCAGAAAGUAAGUUUACUUUAACAGACUCACCACAGAGUGCCUCUUUAGAUUAAUUACCAUAGUCUGACAAAAGCUUCAGUAGUGCAAGUCAGGGUCGAUCCAAAACGUGGUAACGGUUUGGAGACAAAGAAGCUAGCUUAAACAGAGUAGGCGUUCUGAGAGAAUGUCAAAAGCUUGUUUUAAUAAGCUAAACUGCUGCCAGCUAAUGUGUUUAUUAGAAAUAUGGUUCUCCAUAUUAAAUAUAUGCUAUUUUUUCAGGGGAGGGGAUUUUAUGCCCUGAUUGGAUUUGUACCGCACUCUUGACAAUUGAAUGUUUAAAUAUUUAAAAGAUUUAUUUUAACUUACUCAGUAAAGCUAAAGAUAUUUUUAAUACAUUAUGUCAAGGGUGGUGAUUCUGUCCCAGGGCUGUCUUAUUAUCUCAGUCAUCCGACGAAAAAUUGACUCACGUCGGUUUGCAUCAAGUAAUUUUACUGUUAUUUUGGAAGCAUCUCAAACAAAUGUGAUCUUCAGGGGAAGAGAUGUUGGUGCCUUAAAUGUGUUUCACUAUUUCAUUUCUUUCUGCUGCAUAAAUGUGAACAACCAAACAAAGCUGAAAGAAAGAGAAGCUCAGUGUUUGUCUACUUUUAUCAUUAACAGAUUAACAUUUGUUUUUGUGUUGCAUGUUGACAACAAAGCUAAAUGUACUGUUGGUGCUUUUCAUUUCGUAAUAAAUGCUAAAAAAAAUAAACACUUCAUAUCAA